UGGGUCCAUCCAUUGCUCUGUGCCCCGCCCAACCCAGCAGCACUGCUCCUGCCUCCAAUGCCUGCCGAGGACCCCACCGAGACCGCCAUCCCCGGCAGCCCGCUCUCCAACACUGAAUAUGAGAAGUUCUUCGACCUGUUCAAGCCCCGCUGGAAGGCGGAGACCAUGUGCCGUCUCCGAGCCACCCUCGGCUGCCGGAACCCCACCAUCAUCCAGCUGGACCAAUAUGAAAACCACGGCCUGGUCCCCGACGGAGCCGUCUGCUCUGACCUGCCCUACGCCUCCUGGUUCGAGUCCUUCUGCCAGUUCUGUCAGUAUCGCUGCUCCAACCGCCAGUACUAUGCCAAGAGAGUCCGCUGCACCCAGUCGGCCUCUUUUCUCUCAACAAACACCCUCAGGGAGUACGAAACUGCGGAAGCCGGCAGCACCACUGUGAUCCCUGGGUCCUCCCGCGCCAAAGGGGCCGGGGAGCGCCAGGCCUUCCCGCCCUGGCCCGAGCGGCUGCACAACAACAUCGAGGAGCUGCUGCAGUCCUCCCUGUCGCUGGGGGGCCAGGACCUGGCGCACGAGCACCGGCUCAAGGACCAGGCCCAGAAGCACAAGCAGGACGAGGUGCUGGCGCAGGACGAGCAGGAGGAGGACCAGGAGGAGGAGGAGGAAGAAUACGAAGAGGAGGAAGCCCAGGAGACGUCGGGGGCCGCGUCCCUGGCGGGGCUCCAGCGCGAGGCGGCGGAGGGCGGGCCCCGGCUCCUGCCCCGGCUCCGGCGCAAGUUUUUCCCUUCCAGCCUUUUCACCUUCACGCCCCGGGUGCGCGAGGUGGACUCGUACCCGCUGAUGAUGGAGAACAUGCAGGAGCUCCUGCGGUCGGCGCAGGGCGCGGACGGAGCGAGUGAGACGUAUGACGGGGACCCCACGUGGAAAAACCAGACCCCUGGAAGCCUCCUGCAGCUCGCCCACGUGGACUCCCUGCUGAUCCUGUGCUACUCCAUCAUGGAGAACACCUGCAUCAUCACCCCCACGGCCCGCGCCUGGCAGCACCUGGAAGACGAGAGCCUUGGUUUCGGGAAGCUGGUCUGCGACAACCUGGGUCGGCGCCACAUGGCCUCCUGCGACCUGUGCGCCUUCUGCUCCCUGAAGCUGGAGCAGUGCCUCUCGGAGGCCAACCUGCAGCGGCAGCGCUGCGACAGGUCCCACAAGACGCCCUUCAUCAGCCCCCUGCUGACGUCCCAGAGCAUGUCCACGGGCACCCACGUCGGCAGCCCCGCGGAAGGCCGCUUCUACGGGCUGGACAUGUACGGCGGCCUCCGCAUGGACUUCUGGUGCGCCCGGCUGGCCACCAAGGGCUGCGAGGACACCCGCGUGUCCGGCUGGCUCAAGACCGAGUUUCUGAGCUUCCAGGACGGGGAUUUCCCCACCAAGAUCUGUGACACGGACUACGUACAGUACCCAAACUUCUGCACCUUCAAAAGCCAGCAGUGCCUGAUGCGAAGCCGGGACCGGAAGGUGUCCCGCAUGCGGUGUCUGCAGAACGAGACGUACAGCGUCCUGCCGCAGGACAAGAGCGAGGAGAUCGUGCUUCGGUGGAGCCAGGAGUUCAGCACCCUGGCGCUGGGGCAAGCCGGGUGAGCGGGGGUCCGGCCCGGCCGGCGCCCUGCAAGCCGCAUCGCUCCACGUUCUCUCUCCAUCGCUCUAGACCCCCCAUCUAGACUCGGCUUCCGGGCGGCCCCUCGUGGGGGUGUGUGUGGGGGGGGCACUGGCCUGGCCCCUUACGUUCUCUUGAGCAGGGAGCACCAAAACCCCUCCCUCCAGAUGCA
Sorex araneus (European shrew) is the source of this 1814-nucleotide messenger RNA. RefSeq names its product acrosin binding protein (gene ACRBP). Gene Ontology annotation, cellular component: acrosomal vesicle; nucleus. The coding region runs from base 58 to 1626 and encodes 522 amino acids. Gene Ontology annotation, molecular function: protein binding. The record is from RefSeq and is a predicted model, not a curated record. Lineage: Eukaryota; Metazoa; Chordata; Mammalia; Eulipotyphla; Soricidae. The transcript has 9 exons.